AUGGAUGAUCUCAGAUUUAAAAAAGGUGGUGUGAUUUGUCUUGGAUCUGAAAGAGGGGGAGACAGGGUGGCAGAAAGAAGGGGAAUGGUUGUGAGUGAGAAGAAAGGGAAGUGGAGAAGAAAAGGGCUGACUGAGGGUGCCAACAAAUCAGUUUAUGCUCCUGAACCUUUUGACGUUGGAAGAGUUUUACAAGUUGAUAUUGUUUCAAAUGGCCAAAAGGCCACCGUAACAACAGUUGGUCCUAUAGAUCCAGCUGCUGCGUUGGGGAGCUAUGUGGAGACACUUUUGAGGAAAUCCAACAGUGAUUUCAGUUUUCUGUUGGCUACGACUUUGGGAAUGCUGAUUCUUUUUGCUUUUCAUUCUAUGGACGUUCCCUUCCAGUUUCUUCAGUGUGCAAGCUUGAAUGAGUCCCUUAAUCUGAGUGCCAACAAAUCAGUUUAUGCUCCUGAACCUUUUGACGUUGGAAGAGUUUUACAAGUUGAUAUUGUUUCAAAUGGCCAAAAGGCCACCGUAACAACAGUUGGUCCUAUAGAUCCAGCUGCUGCGUUGGGGAGCUAUGUGGAGACACUUUUGAGGAAAUCCAACAGUGAUUUCAGUGUAGUUAUCUCCCAGAUGAAUGGACAGAACUACUCGUCCAAUUCUGUUCACAUGUUUCAUGUGGGGAAAAUGAGGAUGAAGCUUUGUAGAGGAUGGAUUACAAAGGCUAGAGAAUCUUAUUCCUUGUCUAUGCAGCUAUGUGGAUUCCGAGGGGGAGGAAAUUCUGCAGCUAAGUCACUGUUUUGGCAAGUAAGGAAAGGUCAAUCGUUUGUAUUAGUGUUUGAAUCAGAGAGAGAAAGGAAUGGGGCCAUUAUGCUUGCCAGGAAAUAUGCUUCUGACUGCAAUGUGAUGCUUGCUGGGCCAGAUGAUCAAACAUUGUUGUAA
Molecule: messenger RNA, 921 nt
Organism: Ilex paraguariensis (yerba mate)
Lineage: Eukaryota; Viridiplantae; Streptophyta; Magnoliopsida; Aquifoliales; Aquifoliaceae
Source: the annotation of a GenBank genome assembly